AAUUGAUGACGAACUAAUGUCGAAAAUGCAUGAAUUCAACUUUGAUGUAUAUGUGCAAACGUUAUGUUGACAUAAGGUACAAAACCGUGGAAGUGUGUGCAUAAACAACGGGUUAAAAUGAUCGGCUCAGCUGUAGUGGCUAGGCUACUGUAAGAGGAAGUAGGAAGUGGCCUUUGUGCAGUUUCGGUAGCAAUGCUCCGAGGCUCCUGCGUAAUUAUGACAACGUCUAUUUAACAUGAGGGAGGGACCGUUUGCUCUUCUCUUCGGUUGCCUACCUAGGUUGUGCUGUCACCAAAUAUACGGAGGUGGGCUGAGGUGGGUUGCAGAUGAUUUGGUGUGUUUACAACAGUUAGCCGUGUCAGCGUAACGGCACUGCGACGGGACGGGACGGGAGACGAGACAGUAGUGUAUUUACUGCUCCUCUCCAUACAGAUUUGCCAUGCUGAAGUAGGCAUCGUCGAAACUCUGUGUGCUUUGUGGACUAUUGUUGAGACGACAAGAUUUAUUGUGUGAGUGCUGGCCAUUUUGUUUCAGUUUUUGAAACUCAAUGUUUUGGGUAACCUUGGGCUUCAAGUAUAGCCAUAGAAACAAAACUUUAUGUUGGGGGUUGGGGACAUGUUAUUUCAAUUACUACGUGCACCGACACAACUUCAGAUGAACAAAACCUUGCACGUCUUUCAUAUGUGAAGGAGUGAGAAAGUCAAGCGAAAUUAUCAGGACCGUGGCACGUUCCCACUCAUUUGUUUCUACCUUGUUCCCAAGGCAAUAGAUAGUGUGGCCUGUCUGAGAAUACUCUUGAUGUGAAACUUGCGCGUAGGACCAACGCGUUGUUCUGGCAGCACCCAACUACAAAGUAAUGUGACCUUUCUGUUUAAAGGAGAAGCUUUUGAGUCGCUUGCAGAAGGCCACAUAUGCAUUCCUCUUUACAUUCACAGCUUCUCAGGAGCAAAUGCUAAUGCAGUUAAACAGGUAACUGUAACUGGGAUUGGUCUCCAAAUUUUGGGUGAACCUGGAAAAACAAUGCUUUGCAAAAAAUAAUCAGUCAGGUUGACUGUAAACCGACCCAACCCCAAUUUUUUACAUAUUCUUUUUGACAAUUGUUCAAGUAAUUAAUUCAGUUAGGUUCUGAGAAGAAUUGUUUUUUGGAAGGAAACCCUAAAUAUUUUAAGGCCCUUCAAUGAAGAAUAAUAUAAAGCAACACUCCUGGUAGUUGUUUUUUGAAGCACAUGCGCCCUUAAACAAUAGCUGUUAAAAUAGUUCAACAUUGGUGCUGUAAGUGGAAAGGUAAAUUGCUUUUAUAAAGUAGGCUAACUGUGGCUUAGGAAAAUCCUCCUAAACCAAAAUGAAUAUAUUUGCUCUUCAUUAAUGCCUGAAUAAUAAAGCAUAAAUACCUUUUUUGCUUUUUUUACAUGGUUUUUUCACUUACAGUAUGAAAUCCACUUCUUACGCUGGAGGCUUUAGUGCUUUAAAACACUUAAUGGGCAUUUCAUGGAAAACAAUCUGUGAAAUAAUGACAGGGCAAAUGGUUGGAGUUAAUGUAAAAAUAGAAGCUGCCCAGUUUUCCACUUGUCUCUGCCUUAACUGAUGUCGGGUGUGUUUAAUCCCCUGUAAUGUUCUUGUUUUAAGCACGUACAAAUGAUUAAGAGGAACACUCCUUGGUCACUGUGGCCAAACAGGCUGGGGCUCUGAGUGUUUGUUAGCUUUUUCACCCUGCAGAAUGAUGGUCGAUAGAACUGUGCUGUAUCCAGAGCGCUAAAGGAGAACGCAAGCUCGAGCUGUCGCCAUGACGAGCAGCAUUCCAACGCCGGCUGACACGGUGACCCAGGGAUCCGUGGCUUUUUGCACGCUGUGCCUUAGCAGCUAUCCUCUGGCCGCAACAAGCAAACUGCAUGCGUGCGACUGUGUCUUCUGCACUUCGUGUUUGCAGCAGUAUGUGCAGCUGGCAGUUCGAGAGGGCGGGGGUGCCCCUAUCACCUGUCCCGCCAUGCCAUGCCUGAAGAACGGAAUUCUGCUGGACUCAGAGAUCACAGACUUUGCUCCAGAUCAAGUUCAGCUCUACCAACGGCUGAGGUUCGAACACGGAGUGCACCAUGACCCCAGUAAGACCUGGUGCCCGGUGUUGGAGUGCCAGUCAGUGUGCACCAUCAAACCCAGCCCGGAGGGCCGGCCCAUGUCCGUGCCAUGCCCCACCUGCUGCACCGUCUUCUGCUCUCAGUGCAGGGGACCCUGGCAAGAUGGGCACACCUGCCCAGAGCGCCAGCUGCUGACAUCAGUGACGAACCCGGAGGGCAGCGUCCUCCUCAGCAGCGACCCUGACGCGCCCGUCAAACAGUGCCCCAUGUGUCGGGUCUACAUUGAGCGGAACCAGGGCUGUGCCCAGAUGCUGUGCAAGAGCUGCAAGCACACUUUCUGCUGGUACUGCCUCCAGAACCUGGAUGGUGACAUAUUCUUGCGACACUAUGACAAGGGGCCGUGCAGGAACAAGCUUGGGCACUCCCGCGCAUCUGUCAUGUGGAACAGAACACAGGUAGUGGGCAUCCUGGUGGGCGUCAGUGUCAUCGUGCUGGUGACCUCCCCUCUGCUCCUCCUGGCCUCACCCUGCAUCAUGUGCUGCGUUUGCAAGCCCUGCCAAGGAAGCAAGAAGAAGAAGAAAAAGAAUGAGCUCAGUCAACCUGAUUCCACUGUAUAGAAGUGUACACAUCCACCACCCUGCACUCUCACACCUGGUCCUCCUCCAAGCCCAUGCGCUAAUUUUCUACAAUUUAUAAACCAGCUUUGCUGGGUGCAGAAGUGCCUUCUACAUAGUGCCUGUAUAUGAUGGUCCAGAUUUACUUUGCCUUCCAUUCUAUUAUGCAAAAAAAAACCCGAAUAGCAGCACAAGAACAAGUAAAUGAAGUACUACAAAAAUGACCAACAUUAUUUCAUGUUGUGAAAGUGGGUACUGUGUUAUUAACUGGAUUGGAUUCCGGGAUAUAGAUCAUUAGGGCCAUCAGCAGUCUUGCAUUAAAAUCAUUCCUGCCUCAACUUUUCAUGAUUACAGUUGGUUUUCAAUACCAAAGGCUAAUGGUGAACAUAUGUGUGUGUGUGUGUAUGUGUGUCUCUGUGUGUAUGCGUGGUGUCUUAUAUUGUUCAUAGUAUUCUAUUGUAUGCCUGCAUAAUAUAUUUUGUAACUUCCUUAUGAAUUAAAUAAAUGCCAAGUAUUGA
This is a messenger RNA of Anguilla anguilla (European eel), 3204 nucleotides long. RefSeq names its product ring finger protein 144B (gene rnf144b). The transcript is spliced from 8 exons. The record is from RefSeq and is a predicted model, not a curated record. Bases 1784 to 2689 code for a protein of 301 amino acids. Gene Ontology annotation, biological process: positive regulation of proteasomal ubiquitin-dependent protein catabolic process; protein polyubiquitination; ubiquitin-dependent protein catabolic process. Gene Ontology annotation, molecular function: ubiquitin conjugating enzyme binding; zinc ion binding; ubiquitin protein ligase activity. NCBI's taxonomy places the organism in Eukaryota, Metazoa, Chordata, Actinopteri, Anguilliformes, Anguillidae. Gene Ontology annotation, cellular component: cytoplasm; ubiquitin ligase complex; mitochondrial membrane.